Molecule: messenger RNA, 2915 nt
Organism: Salvia miltiorrhiza (redroot sage)
Lineage: Eukaryota; Viridiplantae; Streptophyta; Magnoliopsida; Lamiales; Lamiaceae
Product: pentatricopeptide repeat-containing protein At4g14170
Exons: 1
Coding region: 109-2550 (813 amino acids)
Biological process (GO): RNA modification
Molecular function (GO): RNA binding; protein binding
Source: RefSeq, a predicted model, not a curated record
AUUGUUAGAAUCCAAAAAAAGAAAAACGAUGCAGAAGAAGGAGAAGAAAUAGGUUGAAAUAUUACGUAAACUGCUACAACAGCGAAGAGUGAAGAAGAAGAAGAUGCUAUGUUCCAGCAUGCUCAUUUUCUCCGUAUAACUUCUUCCACCCGUAUCCAAAUCCACCUACGCCGCCUCUCUCUCCUCUCCACCGCCGCCGCGCCUCCCCCUCCUCACACCCCCGACAUCCUGCCCCUCUGCGCCGCCGCUCAAUCUCUCCCCGCCACCCAGCGAGUCCACGCCCUCGCCGUCGUCCACGGCCUCCUCCCCUCCAGCGUCUCCAUCGCCGCCGCCCUCAUCCUCUCCUACGCCACCCACGGCACCCACCUCUCCACCCUUCGCUCCCUCUUCGCCCACACACUCUCCUUCUCCAGCUCCCCUUUCCUCCACAACACCCUCAUCCGCGCCUGCACGAUUCUCUCAGCCCCCGCCGUCGAUUUAGGGUUCUCCAUUUACAACGAUUUAUUGACGGCGACUCCUUUCACGCCCGAUGAUUACACCUUCCCCUUCGCGCUCAAGCUCUGCGCCGAUUCCCAGCACGUGUCGAAAGGUCUGGAGGUGCACGGGAGGCUGAUCAAGGCCGGACUCGAUGGAGAUGUGUUUGUGAGUAACACUCUGAUUUUAUUCUACGGUAGUUAUGGUGAUUUUCGGUGUGCCGAUAAGGUGUUUGAUGAAAUGCCUGUGAGAGAUUUAAUCUCGUGGAAUACAGUUAUUCGUGUUUGUUCGGAUAAUAACUGUUUUUUAAAAUCCGUUAGUUUGUUAAGGGAUAUGUUUUUGAAGUCCGAUUUCUUGCCUAAUGUGAUUACUAUUGUGAGUGUUUUGCCGGCAUGUGCUGUGUUGGAGAAUAAUAGGUUGGUUAGUUUGAUCCAUUGUUACGCGAUUAAGGCGAGUUUGGUUGGUGAAACGAAGGUUGGUAACGCAUUGGUUGAUGCCUACGGUAAAUGUGGGGAUUUGCAAGCUUCUGAGAGUGUUUUUAUUCAGAUGGAUGAGAGAAAUGAGGUUUCUUGGAAUUCGAUUAUUGGUGGUUUUUCGUAUAGUGGUUUUCGUAGGGAGGCGUUGGAUUGGUCUAGGGCGAUGAUUAUUGAGGGUGUGAGAUUGAAUACUGUGACUAUUGCUACCAUGUUGCCAUUGAUAUCCGAGCUUAAUCUACUUGAAGAGGGCACACAGCUUCAUGGAUUCACUAUGAAAACGAAUAUGGAUUCCGAUGUCUUCGUUGCCAAUGCGUUGAUUGACAUGUAUGGGAAAUGGAGACGUAUGAGUGAGGCUUCUGAUGUGUUCUACACGAUGGAUACGAGGAACAUAGUGUCGUGGAACACGAUGAUUGGAAACUUGACUCAAAACGGGCUUGCAUCGGAUGCUAUAGAGCUAGUUAGAGAGAUGCAAGCUCAUGGUGAAGUUCCUAAUGCUAUAACUCUCACCAAUGUGCUCCCUGCAUGUGGCAGAGUGGGCUCUCUUCGUCAUGGUAGAGAAUUGCACGCUAGAUGUGUCCGUUUCGGGCAAGUGUUUGAGCUGUUUGUUUCGAAUGCUUUGACGGAUAUGUAUGCCAAGUGUGGCCGUCUUGAUCUUGCUCAGGCUAUGUUCAGCUCAUCACCCAGAGAUGAGGUGUCAUACAACAUUCUCAUUGCUGGCUAUUCUCAGACGAGCCAGAGCUCGAGAUCUAUAAGUUUGUUUAGAGAAAUGGAUAUGUUGGGGAUGGAUCACGACACUGUUUCCUACACCGGGGUUUUGUCUGCCUGCGCGAACAUGUCAGCGUUGGAGGAAGGGAGGCAGAUCCACGCGUUGGCGAUCAUGAAGAUGUUCCACGAGCAUCUCUUCGUUGCUAACUCGCUCGUGGACUUGUACACGAAGUGUGGGCGGCUUGACAUGGCCUUGAAGGUUUUUGACCGGAUACCGGUCAGAGAUACUGCAUCGUGGAAUACCGUGAUUUUAGGGUUCGGGAUGCUCGGGGAGUUUGAUGCUGCAAUUUCACUCUUUGAAGCUAUGAAGGAGGAUGGGAUUCGACAUGACUCAGUCUCUUACAUAGCAGUGCUGUCGGCCUGUAGUCAUGGCGGCCUAGUCGGGAAGGGGAAGGAGAUUUUCAAUGAUAUGUUGGCUCGAGGUGUGACCCCCUCUGAGAUGCAUUACUCUUGCAUGGUGGAUCUUCUAGGGCGUAAUGGCCUUAUGGAUGAGGCGGUGGAGCUCGUCAGGAGCAUGCCGGUUGAGCCAGGGGCGAACACGUGGGGGGCGUUGCUCGGGGCUAGUCGGAUUUAUGGGAACGUGGAAGUGGGGUGCUGGGCCGCUGAGCGUCUUCUUGAGCUGCAGCCCGAUAACCCCGGGUACUAUGUGGUGCUGUCGAAUAUGCACGCGGAGGCAGGGAGGUGGGACGAGGCAGAUAGGGUUAGGAGAGUGAUGAGUUUGAGGAGAGUGAAGAAGAACCCUGGCUGCAGUUGGGUUGAGAGUGAAGACAAGGUUCACAGUUUUGUUGCUGGAGAAAGAUUUGAUCCAUUUUGUGGAGUGCAAGGUUUUGCAUAGCAUUCUCUAAAUGAAGAUUUAAGACUUUUACUCUGGCAGUUUUUAUGAGUGCCUUGCCCUCACUCAACUUUUACCGAUGGGGAGGGUGUUUGGCUAAGCUUGUCUUGAAAAGGUCAUACAUGUUUUAAGAGCUUAUAAGUUAACGAGGAUUGUAAAUUAUAAAGAGAAUUCCAAUUCAAAUGAGAAAAUUGAGCAGAAAUGACAGAACACUAUUCAAUAGCUUAUAAGCUUCUUAGAGUAGCCCAAAAAAGGCAGAGUUUCAAAUUAGCAAUUGAUUUGAAAUCAAUUUUGGAUGGAUAAUUUUGUAUAUUGAGGAGAUAGAUGAGGGAAAUUCGAACUUGAGACAUUUGAUUUCAGACAUUAAU